This is a messenger RNA of Xyrichtys novacula (pearly razorfish), 9105 nucleotides long. The record is from the annotation of a GenBank genome assembly. NCBI's taxonomy places the organism in Eukaryota, Metazoa, Chordata, Actinopteri, Labriformes, Labridae.
GGAGGCGCAUGCGCAGAGCAGUGAGUAAGUUAACUCCUGAACUUCGUAGUCAGAAAAAUUUGAGAUUUUGUAAAAUCUUGAGGAAAACAACAACAGCAGACAGACACACACUCACAGACACACACAGACGUAGAGCAGAGCGCAGAGAUGGCGUUCCGGCGCAGGAACAAGAGUUACCCUUUCUUCAGUCAGGAGUUCUUCAUUCAGAAUCACGCAGACAUCGUCUUCAGUUUGGUCAUUUUCAUUCUCAUUGGGUUGAUGUUUGAGGUAAGAUCGACUUUAUCUCCACUGUCCUAAAGUUCCUCUAAGACCUGCUGCAGGUUAAAGAGUCUAACUCUGGACUCAUCGGACUUUAAAGUUUGUUUUUUACUUUAACUUCAAACUUUUCUGUUAAACUGCAGCUUUGUGUCGCUGAGAUGUUCGUGUUUGUUGGCACUUUGAUAAAGUUUUAGGAACUAUAAAUCUGACUUCUUUCACACUCUUAACUGACAGGUAGUGACUUUAAGUUAAAGGGUGUUUAAUGUAAAAGUUUUUGAUUAAAACCGUAACUUUCGGCUCUUUUUUUAACCCGUUUUCUCGUUAUUAUCUCUCCGUUAUCAGAGUUUGUCUCUGUCUUUGGUGACAGCUCCGUGUUCACUCACAUCUCCGUGUCCACCGAUAAAACAACAAGUUUGAACUCGUCUGUUUUUGUCAAAUUCCCGUUUUUUUACCCUCUUUGUCUCUGAGUUCUUCCACUUUCCAGCACAGACAGUCCGCUGCAACAGUUUGAGAUUUACCACAAAAUCUGAACAUUAAAGGAAGUACGAGCUGUGGGAUUUUCAAAUUAAAAGCAUGACUGUAGCCCGGAGUGAGCUCGACCAUAGAUAUCUACGAAAAAGGCUAGAUGCCGGCCAUUUUGCUACGGUCAGCUCGCCCACUCCGAACAUUCCAGUCUAUGGUGAAUGUAACAUGUAAAUAAUUGUAGAUUGAUUAAUUUUAAACCGAUUUUUAAACAGUUUGGUUUGUAACAAACCUCAGAGUUUUAGUUAUGUUCCUGCAUACUCAAGAAUAAUUUUAACCAUGGAUUUUCAUAAAUAAACAUUAAGCAGAUAGGUAGAGAAACAGCUAUAGACCUACACACACAAGGCAACUUAAGUAAAUUAAUCGAUGAGAUGUAAUAAUUUGUAUAUAAAAUAUAUAUGUACAUAUUUACGCACAUUCACAUAACUUACAUUAAUAAAUAUAUAAAAUAAUCAAUAAAAAAGUACUGAAAGUUAGCCCAAAGUGAAACAACUGUGCAGCAUGGUUAAGUCUUUUUUUCUUAAAUUAAAUCUGCCAUUUUAAUCUGUCCAAACAUCCCGACUCAGAGCCACAUUAUGAAGGUCUGUAAUAAACUAAACCGUUUAUAAAUCUGUCAGGAUUUCAGGGCGUUAAGAGGAUUUUUGAUCACGUAGAUUACUCGCCUCCAUCAGCUACCAUAGAGCAUAGCAGAAUGUUUUACUGGAGUAAGAUGGCCGCCGUGACUCAUUCUCGAGUCAUCUAGCCUUUGUCAAAGAUAUCUAUGAGUUCUAUGACGUGUUGGACUUUUAGAGUCUUAUUUUGAAAAGAAAUAACGGAAGUGGUGUGUCGUAUUCCCGCUGACUUCACAGCUGGUCUUAACUGCCACGUCUCAAUCUGUGGGUCUGUACCUCAGCCUGCUGCAGGAUCAGUUUAACCAAAGACUUCUUCUUCAUCUUCUUUAACCGCUGACAUCUAGUUUCUGACAGAGCCAGGUGUCUCCUCAGACCCUCACAGCCCACAGAGAGACUCUCAGGUCUUUACAGAUGUUCAUCAGAGUUUCAGGACUCUGGUUUCUCUCUCACAGCUGUCCGUGUGGAAAAUAAAAAAAAGGGGAUUUCCUUUUUUUUCUCAUUACUGUAAAAAAGAGAAGAAGUGGUCUGUGGUGGGCCUCGAAAUUCAGAUUUUAACUCUGUAGGUCAUCUGAGGCCUCCCUCCCUCCCUCCCUCCCUCCCUCGGAGUGAAGGGAAUGACUGGAGUCCUUCUGCACCCUGCUGUCCAAACUUGAUGUCCCUCAGUUUAGAUGUCACCUUAAUUAUUUCUGCACCAAGUCAAAUAAAAUAAAGUUUAUUUAACGUUAAAGAAGUCCUAACAUGCUCCUCAGUCAGAUUGAAUAAAUGUAAGAGCUCACACAUGAAUAAAAAAAGGAGAAACCCUCGCUGAAGUCAUGAAAUAAUGAACUGAAAACAUCUUUUACAAAUUUAAACGCUCUAAAUUAAUUAUAUUAACCGUUUUAGACUCCUGUCUGAACCUGAGAAAGCUCAGCGGUGUGGAAAAUGUUAGAGGGUUUCAGAAAACUUCACCGUAGACUCUGGGAGGAUUUACACGGUCAUUUCUCUGAUGGAACAAACAGAUAAUCAAUCAGUUUAUCGAUGAUUAAGACAUGAAUUAUUGGUCUGAUGCAGCUCUGAACCUUUUAUCUUGAUCUGCUGCUUCAAUCUGCGUUUCUUUAUCUCAGGAGUUUUAAAAUAAGUCGUCAGUAUUCACAAUCACAUGCAGUUAAUACUCCUCAUCCUGCAGGUUUAUCAAACUAUUAUUGUGAGUCACACACACACACACACACACACACACACACACACACACACACACACACACAGCUUUUUUUUUAUCUCAUUUCCUGUCAUAAUUAUUUAUUUGUUGUCAUAGUUAUUUAUGUGUCCUGUCGUUUCUGUUGCUGCUGUGAUAACAUGAAUUUCCCUGUUUGAGGAUCAAUAAAGUUGAAUUCUCUUCUAUUAUUGAUCGAUUGUUUCUAAUCAGUCUUGUCUGAUUUCCAGGCGACAGCGAAGACGGCCAUCCUGUUCAUCCAGCCUCAGUAUAAUGUCACCACACUAUCAGCAGGUACUGUGAAAACUGAUUGAUAUUUCUCAUUGAUCUAUUAUUGGCUCUGAUCAGUGUGUGUGCGUUUACCUCGCUGUUGCUGUUGAAGAUACGUUUGUGUGUUUUUUCUCGCUCCUACGUGCGCUCAGAGGGAGAGGUGACGCUCUACCAUUACGGCUGGAAGGACGGCGCCACCGUCCUCUUCUACUUCUUCAUCGCCAUCAUCCUCCACGCCGUGGUGCAGGAGUAUCUGCUGGAUGUGAGUUCUGAGAGGAGGAGUGUGCUGCAGACUUAAGACUUUGAACAAACAGCACAGUAAGAAGGGAAAACAGACCUGAUAAUGGAGGAGUUUUAUUUACACUAAAAUAAAUCUCUUUUUUAAUCUCUUUUUUAUUGAUUUAUUUUGAUACAUAUCUGCAUCCUGAAGUCUGCACCUGUGUGCCGUUGUGCAGGUAUGGAGCGUUGAGGUGUUAUUUUAGCUCCAUCGGUCUUGAAAGCCUCACUUCUUCACAGGAGUGUUCUCAGCCGCAGCUAUAAAUAGCUCCUGCUGUCUUUUCUUGUCCCACUUAUUUGUGUGACUCUGACACUUCCUCCUGCAUGACAAUGACAGAGUCGGCGUCACCGUCUCCUGUUCUCGCCGCGUCGUGACCCGCCGUGUGUUUUUUUUGUUUCCUUGUUCCAGAAAGUGAACCGCCGUCUCCACCUCUCCAAGAGCAAAAACACCAAGUUUAACGAGUCGGGUCAGCUGUGUGUGUUUCACCUGGUGUCGAGUGUGUGGGGUUUUUACAUCCUCAUCACAGUAAGACAGUCGGAUCCUGACAUCUUCACACUAAAGGAGAGAAAUCAAACAUUCAUAAAGACAGAAUUAAAUCUUCUUUUCUUUAAUUCUCCUCAUAGGAAGGUUAUCUUCUACAUCCCAGCAGCCUUUGGGAGAACUACCCCCAUGUUCACCUCAGGUAAGAAUCAGCUGUUUAGAUCACAUCAUUGAAUAAACUAAUAAAUAAUGACAUUUAUCAAAAUAAUUACAGACACGCUUCAUAAAACCAAAUAAAGGUGUUUUUAUCUAAAAUAAAAUUACAGUUAUUUUUAGUUUGUGACGUGAAUUAAUUAUAUUUUUAUGAUUCAGUUAAAAAAAUUGAUGAAAUAAGUUUUUUCAGCUCUGACUAAAGCAGAACUUUUGAGAGGAUGAACAUUAAAAUUUAGAUUAAAUUAGAUUAUAUACAACUUUAUUUCUCCUUUUAGUAAUUGUUGGUCAAACUCAAAGAAAUCUGUAGUUGCAGAUCUUUAAAAAACCUGUUAUUAAAUCAGAAUAGUGCAAAGAUAAGGAAACAUGUUGAACUAAAACAAAGAUGUUGAUUUAAGAAAUGAAAAAAUCUCCUACUUUCAUUUCUCACAUGUACAACAUGCAAAGUCUCUGAAACGUUCAUGUAAAUGAGGAAGAGGAGUUUCCUCUCAGGUCUGAAACACGUCUGUGUUUCUGUGCUAACCUCUGUUUUUAACACCGAGUCAUUUAGUUCAAAUUAAAGAGGGAAUUAUUGUCUUUUCUCUAAAAACACGAACACCUCCUUCUCUCUCUCUCUCUCUCUCUCUCUCUCUCUCUCUCUCUCUCUCUCUCUCUCUCUCUCUCUCUCUCUCUCUCUCUCUCUCUCUCUCUCUCUCUCUCUCUCUCUCUCUCUCUCUCUCUCUCUCUCUCUCUCUCUCUCUCUCUCUCUCUGUCUCUCUCGCUCUCUCUCUCUCCCUCUCUCUCUCUCUCUCUCUCUCUCUCUCUCUCUCUCUCUCUCUCUCUCUCUCUCUCUCUCUCUCUCUCUCUCUGUCUCUCUCUCUCUCUCUCUCUCUCUCUCUCUCUCUCUCUCUGUCUCUCUCGCUCUCUCUCUCCCUCUCUCUCUCUCUCUCGCUCUCUCUCUCUCUCUCUCUCUCUCUCUCUCUCUCUCUCUCUCUCUCUCUCUCUCUCUCUCUCUCUCUCUCUCUCUCUCUCUCUCUCUCUCUCUCUCUCUCUCUCUCCUCUCUCUCCUCUCUCUCUCUCUCUCUCUCUCUCUCUCUCUCUCUCUCUCUCUCUCUCUCUCUCUCUCUCUCUCUCUCUCUCUCUCUCUCUCUCUCUCUCUCUCUCUCUCUCUCUCUCUCUCUCUCUCUCUCUCUCUCUCUCUCUCUCUCUCUCUCUCUCUCUCUCUCUCUCUCUCUCUCUCUCUCUCUCUCUCUCUCUCUCUCUCUCUCUCUCUCUCUCUCUCUCUCUCUCUCUCUCUCUCUCUCUCUGUCUCUCUCGCUCUCUCUCUCUCUCUCUCUCUCUCUCUCUCUCCUCUCUCUCUCUCUCUCUCUCUCUCUCUCUCUCUCUCUCUCUCUCUCUCUCCCUCUCUCUCUCUCUCUCUCUCUCUCUCUCUCUCUGUCUCUCUCGCUCUCUCUCUCUCUCUCUCUCUCUCUCUCUCUCUCUCUCUCUCUCUCUCUCUCUCUCUCUCUCUCUCUCUCUCUCUCUCUCUCUCUCUCUCUCUCUCUCUCUCUCUCUCUCUCUCUCUCUCUCUCUCUCUCUCUCUCUCUCUCCCUCUCUCUCUCUCUCUCUCUCUCUGCAGGUUUCAGGUGAAGUUCUUCUACCUCACUCAGCUGGCCUACUGGCUCCACGCCCUGCCGGAGCUCUACUUCCAGAAAGUACGCAAGGUCAGUGAGGAGGCCUGGGAACUGGAGGAGCUCUGGAGUGUGACGAGAUGAGCUGUGUGUGUGUGUGUGUGUGUGUGUGUGUGUGUGUGCGUGUGUUAACCUUUGUUAAUGGAGUGUGUUGUUUGUCUUCCAGGAGGAGAUUCCUCGGCAGCUGCAGUACAUCAGUCUGUAUCUGCUCCACAUCUCUGCAGCGUAUUUGUUAAAGUGAGUUCCUUCAGAGGAGAAGAAGAAAACACGAAGAGUGUGAAGACAAACAAAAGCAUGACGUGAUGAAACAUGAUGAAGUUUAUUAUCCGCCCUCUUCUGUUACUGCUGCUGACUGACCUUCUGUUGAAGAAGCUUCUUCUAGAUUCAGGAUCUGAACCGUCUUCUGCUUCUCUGUCCUGCAGUAUGAGCCGAGUGGGUCUGGUGCUGCUGUUCCUCCAGUAUGUGUCAGAACUGGGUUUCCACAUCGCCAGACUCUUUUACUUCACUGAUGAGAACCAUCAGAAAAUGUAGGUGACUCUGAGACUCCAGGACCUGGUCUUAAGUUCUGAGCUGUAGGUGGAACAGAGACUUUAGAGUUUCAUUUGUGUUUCUGUGUUUUCUCCUCGUCUCGUCUCGGCGUCAGGUUCGACCUGUGGGCGGUCAGCUUCGUGUUUACUCGUAUGGUGACUCUGACCCUGAUGUUCCUGGCUGUUGGGUUUGGUUUGGCCCGAGCGGAGGAUCAGGGUCUGGACUUAGAGACGGGAAACUUCAACACUGUACUGAUAAGGUAACGACCUCUGUCCUGAUGUCGGAUAAUGAUUGAUUCUGUACGCCGCCACGUUAGUGUCGGCUCUAACCCUCACCCUCGUACCUCGGCCCCCCAGGAUGACGGUUCUCCUGCUGGUGUGUUUGACCCAGUCCUGGCUGCUCUGGAAGUUUAUCCGCUUCCAGCUGAGACGCUGGAGAGAGUUCCGACACGAACAGGCCGUUCGCAAGAAGACCGCCACCAAACAGCUCCUGCGGCCCCUGAAGAGAGACUCGGGUGAGUGUGAAGUCCUGACAUGAUGAUAACAUGACAGGGUUAGUGAUUCAUUCAUUCAUCGUGGUUUCUCACCUCUGUGUCUCGUCCCAGUCGGUCACCAUGAAAACGGCGUCCUCAAAGCUGAAAACGGAGCCUCUCCACGGACCAAAAAGCUCAAAUCUCCCUAAGAUGCGUCACGGCGCGGCCUGAACGGCGACCUUAGCGCCGGCUGAGGUUUCUCAUCGGCACAGCGAGGAAGCUGGCAGCUACAGGCCACCGAGCUUCCUGUCGAGCACGUCCUGAGACGUUGGAGAGACUGAAGCCGCCACAGACUUUGGCUGAAAUGCUGGAAACACAAACUUCAUGGAACCUUCUCUCCAGCCGAACCCACAGACUCCUCCCCCUCCUUCAUCAUAUCAGUAUUUUUAUACAUCUACGCCGCCUGCUACCCCCUCCCCCGACCUAAGGAGCACCGAUGUACGCCGAAUAAAUGAAAACAGUGUGCAGCACACGUUAUUGUGUGUCUGUGUGUGUGUAUGAGUGUGUGUGUCCUCAGAAGUACUGUACUAGUCGUAGAGUUGAUGAUGCUGCAGCUGUUUGUUUGUUUUUUUGAGCCGGCUCCGCCUCUUUUCUAGAUCGCUCUGAUGGAGCAGAAACAUGUUACUGAUCAUCAUGGCCUGGUAUCUUGUCCUAGUAUGUUGUCCUGGUAUCUUGUCCUGGUAUCUUGUCCUGUUCCUGGUAUCUUGUCCUAGUAUGUUGUCCUAGUAUGAUGAUGUCCUUGGAUGUUGCCCUGGUAUGUUGUUCUAGUAUGUUGUCCUGGUAUCUUGUCCUUGUAUCUUGUCCUGGUAUGUUGUCCUGGUCCUGGUAUCUUGUCCUGGUAUGUUGUCCUGGUAUGAUGUCCCAGUCCUGGUAUGUUGUCCUGGUAUCUUGUCCUGAUCCUCUUAUCUUGUCCUGGUAUGUUGUCCUUGUUUCUUGUCCUGAUAUCUUGUCCUGGUCCUGGUAUCUUGUCCUGGUAUGUUGUCCUGGUCCUUGUAUCUUGUCCUGGUAUGUUUCCUGGUAUGUUGUCCUGGUAUGUUGUCCUGGUAUGAUGUCCCAGUCCUGGUAUCUUGUCCUAGUAUGUUGUCCUGGUCCUGAUAUGUUGUCCUAGUAUGUUGUCCUGGUCCUUGUAUCUUGUCCUGGUAUGUUUCCUGGUAUGUUGUCCUGGUAUCUUGUCCUGGUCCUGGUAUGUUUCCUGGUAUCUUGUCCUGGUAUCUUGUCCUGGUCCUGGUAUGUUAACUGGUAUGUUGUCCUGGUAUCUUGUCCUGGUAUGUUGUCCUGGUCCUGGUAUCUUGUCCUGGUAUCUUGUCCUGGUAUCUUGUCCUGGUCCUGAUAUCUUGUCCUGGUAUCUUGUUCACUCAGUGUGCUGGCCUGAACAUGACCUGUGACGGUUCCGGAUCAGAACCACGCCCACCUGAGCUCGUCUCAUUGGUUCCUGUUUAAAGUUCUGGUUCUGAACAGAACAGCAUGAAUGUUGGAUAUCAUCACAUGUCAUUCCAUCUAAUUUCUUUAAUUGUUAAUUUCUUUAUUAAAUGCAGUUUUCUCUGAUGUCACCUGGUACUUUUAUUGUUUUUUUUUAAUAAUGUGAAAAAAGCAGAAAUGAAAAGAGACAAACUGAGAGAAGUUCAGGAAUCAGCUGACUCAAACGUAAACACAGUCUCACUCUAUCAGGAACAUUUCCUGAAGUUGCCAGGUUUGACCGUACAGACCCCCUUUCAGAGACGUCUGAGUGUUUUAUGAAUGAAGACCAACAAAGAUCAUGUCGUCUUCUUCUUCUCUGAUUUAUGAGGAUUGAUGAACCUUCAUGAAGACGGCGCCGUCACGUUCUCACCUGAUAAAGAAACAAGAACAGGAGUCGGUGUGUUAAAUAUGUAAAAACACUCCUGACCUCCACCUGCAGACCGACUCCACCUGUGUGUGUUUUACCGUCUGGGUCAGCUCUCGGGGUCUCAGCCGUCCUCACGCUCAGCUUCAGGCGCAGAGAGUCCAGCGUCUGUUCAGGGAUCUGGUCUGAGACGGACUCAAGAUACUUCAGCACAAAGUGGUCAGCGUCAGUCAAGACGAAGCGAUGACCGAAAACUGAGAGAAACAGCGAGAGGAGGAGAGGGUCAAGAGUUCAGCAGGGAUGGUCUCUCUGAGGGGGUCCGAGGGUCUGAACCAUGCAGGACUUUCAGAGGACACAGUCCUUCUCAGACCUGGGUUUAUCCAAACUGACCGGUCUUACCUUCCACUGUGGCUCCAAUAACAAAGUCCGCCGGUGAGUAGAAGUCCGGCUUUUCCACGGUAGAACCGGGCUUUGGGAUGCGGGUCUUCUCCAGAAACCGUCCCCCGCCACAGUUGAGGGUGGGCUUCUCAUAAAUACUGAUCAUGUCGUCGGACAGGAAGAAGGACAGCACGAAACGGCGGCUCUCAUCGUCAGGGUUCUGGGAGUCCUAGAAGGUCGGAGAGGAAGAGGAGAGAGAUCAUGUGACCCGUUCAGACCGAGGAGCAGAACCAGACUCAUGGGGACUCACCAGCCGGACGCUGUAGCGCAGAGCUUUGUUUCCGUUCAGGAGCAUCUUCAGCACGUCCUUCUUCGGAGG